Messenger RNA from Medicago truncatula (barrel medic), 1269 nucleotides. Its product is annotated as probable tyrosine-protein phosphatase DSP4. Gene Ontology annotation, biological process: protein dephosphorylation. The record is from RefSeq and is a predicted model, not a curated record. Gene Ontology annotation, cellular component: cytoplasm. Bases 305 to 898 code for a protein of 197 amino acids. The transcript has 5 exons. Gene Ontology annotation, molecular function: phosphatase activity. NCBI's taxonomy places the organism in Eukaryota, Viridiplantae, Streptophyta, Magnoliopsida, Fabales, Fabaceae.
AAAGUAAAAGUUGGAAAAGGAACAAACUUUAAACAUGAGUGGGGUGGGUUUGAUACUUUGAUUGAUAAAAACAAAGGAAGGAGUUUGGUUUGGGGUUUUUCCAUUCUCAGCAUAUUCUUUCUCUACACGUCUCAAUUUCUAUACUCUUCAAAGCAUCUUAUCAAAGAUCCUUCAAACCUUUUUCUCUCUCACUGUUCCUUCUUCUAUAACUAUUACAGAUCCUUCAAACCGAAGAUCCCAUGAAUCACUCUUCGCCCUAACGCUUUCAUCUUUCACUCUUCUCAUUUUUGGCGCCAAAUUCAUCAUGAAACUCGACAACUCUAACUCCAAUUCCAACGGCCAGGUGUCCUUACCCGCCGCCGCCGACGUUUCACCGCCGCGUAACUCCGACGACGCCGAUGAAGCAUUUGUGCCGCCGCUGAACUUCGCUAUGGUUGACAACGGUAUUUUCAGGUCCGGUUUUCCUGAUUCUGCCAACUUCGGAUUCAUGAAAUCGCUUCGUCUUCGUUCUGUAAUAUGUUUGUGCCCUGAACCCUAUCCAGAAGCAACUGCGGAAUUUUUGAAUGCUAACGGAAUUAGGCUUUAUCAAUUCGGUAUCGAUGGCUGCAAGGAACCCUUUGUCAACAUCCCAAAUGAUAAGAUUCGUGAAGCUUUGAAAGUAGUGCUCGAUGUUAGGAACCACCCCGUGCUGAUUCAUUGUAAACGAGGAAAGCACCGCACUGGUUGUCUUGUGGGAUGCAUACGAAGAUUGCAGAGAUGGUGUCUAUCAUCUAUUUUUGAUGAGUAUCAAAGGUUUGCAGGUGCCAAAGCCAGAGUGUCGGACCAGAGGUUCAUCGAAUUGUUUGAUAUUUCCAGUUUGAAGCACAACCCACUGAUAUUUUCAUGCUCAAGGAAAUAGGAAUUGAAAUAAUGGGUGCAAUUUAGAAAGCUAGUGCUUCCUCCCAUGGAAUAUCUAUGAUAAAGAGAAGUAUAAUGACCUAGUAUUUAAUCUUUUUUCACUGAAAAUUAGUGCAGGAUGAGUAGGAUUUUUAUUGAUGUUCUGCUUUGUAACUUUUUUUUUUGUAUUUUGUUUCCUGGUUCAAUGUUGGAUGCCCAAUAUACUAAUUUAACUCAGACGUGGAUUGAAUAAUGGUGACUGCUUUGUUUUUUUUGUAUCCAAUGAAAGCUGAUAAAAAGCUCAGCAGCGCUACUUCUGCAGUUAUUUCCUGGACAGUUACUAUGUGGCAGCAUCUAAGGUGAAGUUUGCAAUUAGUGUGUUCUUUUAGAGAA